ACAGCAAAGCGAUUGUGGAUGGGAACCUGAAGCUGAUCCUGGGUCUGAUCUGGACGCUGAUCCUGCACUACUCCAUCUCCAUGCCCAUGUGGGACGAGGAGGACGACGAAGAGGUCAAGAAGCAGACCCCCAAGCAACGGCUGCUGGGUUGGAUCCAGAACAAGCUCCCUCAGCUGCCCAUCACCAACUUCAGCAAGGACUGGCAGAGUGGCCGGGCCCUCGGCGCUUUGGUGGACAGCUGCGCCCCAGGGCUGUGUCCUGACUGGGAUUCGUGGGAUGCGAGCAAACCCGUCAACAAUGCCCGGGAGGCUAUGCAACAGGCCGACGACUGGUUGGGCAUCCCACAGGUGAUCACCCCGGAAGAGAUUGUGGACCCCAAUGUGGACGAGCACUCGGUCAUGACAUACCUCUCUCAGUUCCCCAAAGCCAAGCUAAAGCCCGGAGCCCCCCUCCGGCCCAAGCUGAACCCCAAGAAAGCCAGAGCUUAUGGACCAGGGAUUGAGCCCACUGGAAACAUGGUGAAGAAGAAGGCUGAGUUCACAGUGGAAACCAUCAGUGCUGGCCAGGGAGAGGUGCUGGUCUAUGUGGAGGAUCCUGCUGGACAUCGGGAAGAGGCCAAGGUCAUUGCCAACAACGACAAGAAUCGGACGUUCUCGGUGUGGUACGUGCCGAAGGUGACGGGUGUUCACAAGGUGACCGUCCUGUUUGCUGGGCAGCACAUUGCCAAAAGUCCCUUUGAGGUGAACGUCGACAAGUCUCACGCAGACGCCAGCAAGGUCACCGCCCAAGGCCCCGGCCUGGAGCCCUCCGGGAAUAUCGCAAACAAGACCACCUAUUUCGAGAUCUUCACUGCCGGUGCCGGCGUCGGGGAAGUCGAGGUCGUCAUCCAAGAUCCCAGCGGCCGGAAAGGGACGGUCGAGCAGCAGCUGGAGGACAAAGGCAACAGCACCUACCGUUGCACCUACAAGCCCACCCUGGAGGGGACGUACACCAUCUACAUCACCUUUGGGGGCGUGCCCAUCCCCCGCAGCCCUUACACGGUCACGGUGGGCCAGGCAUGUAACCCCAACGCUUGCCGGGCGGUCGGCCGGGGCCUGCAACCCAAGGGGGUCCGGGUGAAGGAGACGGCGGAUUUCAAGGUCUACACGAAAGGAGCCGGCAGUGGUGAACUCAAAGUCACAAUAAAGGGCCCGAAAGGCCUGGAAGAAUGCGUGAAGCAGAAGGACCUUGGCGAUGGGGUCUACAGCUUUGAGUACUAUCCCACUGUAACCGGCAACUACACAGUCACCAUCACCUGGGGUGGGCAGCAUAUCCCUCGCAGCCCGUUUGAGGUGAAAGUGGGAACAGAAUGUACAAGCCAGAAGGUGCGGGCCUGGGGCCCCGGAUUGGAAGGAGGCGUUGUGGGCAAGUCGGCUGACUUUGUGGUGGAAGCAAUCGGGGAUGACGUCGGAACGCUAGGCUUCUCCGUGGAAGGCCCCUCGCAGGCCAAAAUCGAAUGCGAUGACAAGGGUGAUGGAUCGUGUGACGUGCGCUAUUGGCCCCAGGAGCCUGGGGAGUAUGCAGUCCAUGUUCUCUGCAACAAUGAAGACAUCAAGCUCAGCCCCUUCAUGGCAGAGAUUAAAGCUGCUCCGAGGGACUUCUACCCAGAGAAGGUGAAAGCCCACGGCCCGGGCCUAGAGAAGACAGGUGUGGCUGUCAACAAGCCGGCAGAGUUCACCGUGGAUGCCAAGAAUGGCGGGAAGGCACCUCUGAAGGUGCAGGUGCAGGAUGCAGACGGCUCUCCCGUGGACGUCUCCAUGAAGGACAACGGUAACGGCACCUACAGCUGCUCCUACCUGCCCAAGAAGCCGGUGAAGCACACAGCCCUGGUCUCCUGGGGAGGAGUCAACAUCCCCAACAGCCCGUACAGGGUCAACGUCGGGGCCGGCAGCCAUCCUAACAAAGUGAAGGUAUACGGGCCCGGUGUGGCCAAGACAGGCUUGAAGGCCCAUGAGCCCACCUACUUCACCGUCGACUGCACAGAAGCUGGGCAGG
Messenger RNA from Gekko japonicus, 2034 nucleotides. RefSeq names its product filamin-A-like. NCBI's taxonomy places the organism in Eukaryota, Metazoa, Chordata, Lepidosauria, Squamata, Gekkonidae. The annotation marks the transcript as partial. Gene Ontology annotation, molecular function: actin filament binding. The record is from RefSeq and is a predicted model, not a curated record. Gene Ontology annotation, biological process: actin cytoskeleton organization. The transcript is spliced from 14 exons.